Molecule: messenger RNA, 1820 nt
Organism: Podarcis muralis (Common wall lizard)
Lineage: Eukaryota; Metazoa; Chordata; Lepidosauria; Squamata; Lacertidae
Source: RefSeq, a predicted model, not a curated record
CAGCCACAGCUUCCAGACAUCUGGUCAGUGUAUCUGGGGCCGAGUCAGGGUGGCCGUCCAUCAACAGAUAGAGUUGGGUGUCAUUGGUUGAAGGAUGUUCUGGCAGUGACAAAUGUGGAACUCAUUCGUAAAAGUUCUGUGGGUCAGUGUUGUUAGAAAUGUUACACAAUCAAUUGUCCUUUUUAUAGUUAUAUUUCCUCUAAAUGGUCUAGUGUGAUUUCUCCUGUGUAUUUGUAUAAUUUUGUGUGACACACAAACUCGCAUAACCCAUAUACCUACAUUUCUGUGUCUGUGGUUAAGCUAAAGUCAGAGACAGUUCUGUUGCAUUUGAUUUCUCAAAUGAGGAAAGAAAAAAAUGUUGUUCUUGAGCAAAAGGGUAGGUUGACACAGACAAAAAGAUCGAAUUUUUCAUAAUUUCCAUAUAGUCAGAGGAGAAAAAGUACCUCAACCCUUGGUGAUAAGCAGAGUACAUAGAGAAAUUGGGCUGUGACAAGGCCUGCCUGUGGCUUCCUCGUGAUAUAAAUACGGGUUUGUUUUUGAGGAUUCUUCACUAUUUAUCCAUCUGCUGACCUCAUCUGAUCGGAAAAGCCCCAGGCGGCGUUCCUCAUUCCUGAUGCCUGGCUCCAAGCCAUCCUCUACUCCACCUCCCCGUCCUCUACCACAGCCCAGUCCAAGAAGAGGUGCCCAGAUCCGGCCAACAGUGUUGACUUGUGCUGCACCACGCAAGCAAGAAGUCACUCACACAGAUGGCAGUGAACUGCCCCUUGUCGUCCUGCCCCCUUCUGGGUCGUUACUACCCCAGGGAGCCCAUUCAGCAAGUUCAGGCCCUGCCCCACCCCACAGGAACAUCACGGAGAAAUGGGACUGGGUUCAGUUCCCAGCCCCGCCUGCACUCCAUCCCAGAGAGAGGUCCCCUGCGAAAGGAACACCUAUGGACAACACCCCUUGCUUUCACAGCCAUGAGGAAAGAGUCAUGUGCAGAAUGCGCAGAGAGUGGCUGGUGCAAGAAGAACUGGUGAACAAAUUAGCUCUGCAGCUGGCACAAGAGAAGCAGAAACUGUUAGUCAUGCGGGCAGAGUUGGCACCUGCCUUCCUUUCACAGCAUCCAGAUGCACCAGUGCCAAUCAUUUCAUGCCAGUCUGAAGGGCCAAGGAAUGAGUUUGAGGGUUUGGAAUGCCACUCUAACAGCCAUGGAGCCCACCUCUGUUCAGAGAGAAGCCCCAGCAUAGAAUAUUACCGUCACACUCUCAACCGCCCACCUUUCACGUACGCUGCCCUUAUUCGUUGGGCCAUCUUACAAUCUCCUAAGAAGCAGCUCAGCCUGAGUGAGAUUUAUCGCUGGUUUAACAACUUUGGCUACUUCAGGCACAAUGUAACCACCUGGAAGAAUGCCAUUCGGCACAACCUGAGCUUGCACAAGUGCUUUGUGCGUGUGGAGAAUGUGAAAGGAGCCGUGUGGACGCUGGACGAGUUUGAGUACCAGAAGAAAAGGAACCAGCGUUACUCCACUUAUUCACACCCAUAUCUGGACAGCCAAGAAGCAGCAGCAGGGUCUUCUGCAACCCAAGAGAGAUUGGGCCAACCAAGAACAGAAAGGCGCAUCCACCACAGGCUGGAGUCCUCUCCGCACUUUUUGUUUCCUUAGGGACCAUGAGCUGAAGGAUCGCAGUGCAGACGUCCCCCUGCAGGCGGCCUGGCAGCGAGUGUGUGUGUGUGUGUGUGCACAUGCCCCCCCCCAAACAAGCUGGCUUAUUAUAGCCACCAGCUUUCCUCAGCAUGCACACACAACCCACAACUGAGCCUGCUUCCAGACAAGAAAG